AUCUCCUCUUCCCGUUCCAUGCCGUAAUACUCCCGUAUCAAACAGCCAAUUUACACCUGAUAUAUGCCAAGCAGGUCCACUGUCCGGGAGCAUUUAUCUCUCUAGAGACUAUUGGUCGCCACGCACUCGCCGCUAUCUUCAUGAUUGCGUCUGUAUCGCUCUCGUUGCUCCGUUCCUGUUCUUCCGCUGCCUCUCCCAACCUUUUAUCAUCGAAUUCUUAUUCUUCCUCGUCACUCGUCAGAGUUAUUGUUCGUGACCACUUUUCUAUGACACUCUGAGUGCUUGGUUACUGGUUCUGUAACUCGUCGGCCAUCAUCAGUUCACCACUCGCCAAUCGUCAUGUCAGGGCAGAGCUCAAGCUCCUAUGGUGACACUGACCAUGGCACGGACAGCGCAUCCAGCAGCAUCGGAUGGGCACCACACGGCCGCGGCAUGACGGCCUGCCUCAUCGUCGUCAACGUCGUGCUCGUCGCCCUCGUCUACCUCUACUUCUGGAGGCUGUUCUCCCGCAAACGCGCCGGCGCGUCCUCCUCAGCCACUAACAACCCCGUGGACCACGACGACGAUGACGACGCAUCGUCCACCGCCUCGACGCCGCCAUCCUCGCCUCCAACGUCCCAGGAUCUGCACGACCGCCUCGUGGCGUCGCUGCCGACGUUCGUCGCGCGCUCCGGGUCCGGCGCCGGCGCCGAGUGCGCGGUGUGCAUCGCGGAGCUGCGGGACGGCGACGAAGGGCGCGCGCUGCCGCGGUGCGGGCACCGGUUCCACGCGGCGUGCGUCGACGCUUGGCUGCGGCGGCGGCACACCACCUGCCCGCUCUGCCGGGCCAGCGUCGUCGUCGCCGGGGAGGAGGCGGGGCCCAAGGGCAGUGGCGUAACGGACACGACGACGGCCGCGGCUCUCGAGGAUAUGGACGCACCGGUCUAGUCAUUACUGAUUGAUUUGUGUGGGAAGUGCUGAAAUUAGGACGUCACGUAGCGGUCUUGGGUCAACGGAAUUGUAAUAAGGAAGCAUUAUCUUGUUUGGAUGACUCCAAACCAGGAAACUGGUUAUGCAAGCUUGGUUGGUAAGUUUUAAAUUUAUCCUAUCACAGAUAUAAGUGUUUAAUUU
This is a messenger RNA of Sorghum bicolor (sorghum), 1110 nucleotides long. Its product is annotated as E3 ubiquitin-protein ligase EL5. Bases 340 to 927 code for a protein of 195 amino acids. The transcript has a single exon. Gene Ontology annotation, biological process: protein ubiquitination. Lineage: Eukaryota; Viridiplantae; Streptophyta; Magnoliopsida; Poales; Poaceae. The record is from RefSeq and is a predicted model, not a curated record.